CCCGAUCGAGACUCGUGGGACAUCGGCUCGAGCCAGUCCACGUGCGGAAGGCGCGCAUUGUCACGGCGCUUCUCCCGUAGUUUUUCACCCCAGUGAAAAAGUACGAAACGCUUUUCUGACCCUCGACCGAUUUCUCAAUCGAGCGGCAUAUCAAGUCGUUCGUUUACUUCCGAGAUCUUUCCCGAGAUAUCAAUUCCGUCAAUUAUUUGCUUUGCAAACAACAACUUCGCACAACACACGGCGCGCAAGAUCACAUCGAAAAAAAAUCAGUGACAUCAAAAUGGCGGAGUUUACAGUAGAUCGGAAGUAUCAUUUAAAUUAUUGUGCCUCUCACUGAAGACGUCGAUGAGGAGAAACUGAGAGAAGCUCGAGAAAGAGAGAGAGAGAGAGAGAGAGAGAUCAUGAAUAUCGGACUUUCCACAUUUGAAAUUGUUAUUAAGGAUCUAUGAUCCAGAACCAAUUGGUGAUCAAAGCGCGCGAAGUGUAUUCGAUAUCUAAGAUUUCUUCGAGAAUAAAAUUUUUAUCAUCGAGACAUCAAAAGUCGUUGUUCGUACGAAAGAAAGAAGAAUAUAAAGUUCGUAACGCAAAAGAAAGUGACAUAUUGUGUUUUAUUUGAAUACUUCUGCAAGUGUGAAAUAUUUAAACUAGUCAAACGUCAUAAGAAAUUGUCGGCCGUUAACUAAAAAAUUAAUUUAAAAAAUCACGUUUGUGUUUGUGUAAAUAAUUUCAAGUGUGAAGUGAGAUCUGAUGAUGACGCUCAUGAGGCUUCAUACUUGAGGUAUACUAGGCAUAAGUCGAAAGUCGAUCAUGAAGAUCGUGCUCUGGGUGGUUCUGAUCAGCGUGGCGAGCACUCUCGAUCACCAUGACACCCACUCGUGGAAACUCAGAGAUGACUUCAAGAUUGCGGCCGCGAGCCGAUCGAUCGCACCUUUGAUUAAGAUCAAAGAGAAUCGAGCGCAGCGAUCGGGCGCGCAAUCGACUCAUAGAUCGAGAUUGUCGAGUACGAUCGUCAAGGAUGGCGUUCUCCAAACAUCACCGAGAAGAUUCGCGACAAUCGAGGAUUCGAACGAGCAGCAAGAUUUCUGGGAUCCCGUAACCACCAGAACUUGGCAGGAUCUGACGCGCGAGAAUCGAGCGAUCGAUAGCACGUUAAAGAACGUAAUCAACAGGCCGUCAUUAGGCAAAGUCGAACAGUAUCAAUACAUUUCGAAUUUUCCGUACAGUGGUGAUGAAUCCGCUGACGCCAUAUUGGAGAACGCGGAUCGUCCAAAGAACGCAGCGCGUUUAUCCACAGACACGGAGAAUCAUUUCUCGGAUCAAAACGCGAAAGAGAUGGAAUGGAGCGUGCAAGAUGUGUUUGAAAAGGAUCUGGAGAAUGAGGAAAACGAAGAAGACGUUAACAUUGAGGAAUUUUUAAACGAAGUCAGACGGAAGAGAUUAAAUGGAGAAUUUGACGAACAGGCGGGCGCACAUCGCCAGGGCAGAAGGAGAAAACUCACGAGUCAGCAGCAAGGCGUUCUGCUGGUUGAAACGCUCAGGAAGAAGCGAAACUAUACCAAUGAUCAUCGAGGACACAGCUCUAAUCUUCAGAGCGGUCUUAUGGAUAUGCUGGGCAGAAUGAUACCGCAAUCGUGCAAGUACAAAGGUGCGAAGUUCGAGUGUGGCCUCAGCAUUAGCUGCGUUUUGGGUGGCGGUCGGCCCGUCGACCUUUGUUCCGGAGGUUUGAUAUGGAGCUGCUGCGUGGACGACGACGACAUACCUGAAAAAGUACCGCGUCCAACCAUCGGUUUGCUACAGAAUGCCAGCUGCGGCGAGCUUCAUACCAGGAGCAACAGAAUCGUGGGCGGACACUCGUCCAGUUUCGGUAGCCAUCCGUGGCAGGCCGCCAUUAUCAAGUCGGGAUUCCUUUCCAAGAAACUGGCCUGCGGCGGUGCCUUGUUAAACAACCGAUGGGUGGUCACAGCGGCGCAUUGUGUCGCGACGACACCGAAUAACAAUUUGAAAAUUCGACUCGGAGAGUGGGACGUUCGAGAUGCGUCGGAACGAUUGACUCACGAAGAAUUCAAUAUCGAGAGAAAAGAGGUACAUCCGCAAUAUUCGCCUACUGAUUUCCGGAACGACGUGGCUUUGGUAAAGCUAUCCAAGACGGUAGCUUUCAAGCAGCAUAUUAUCCCGGUUUGCCUGCCGGCAAGGAAUUUGAAGCUCUCCGGCCGAACCGCAACCGUCGCGGGUUGGGGACGAACCAGACACGGUCAAACUUCGGCGCCAACCGUUCUUCAAGAAGUCGAUGUUGAGGUGAUACCAAACGACAGAUGUCAAAAAUGGUUUAGAGCGGCUGGAAGAAGAGAAACUAUUCACGACGUAUUCCUGUGCGCAGGUUACAAAGAAGGUGGACGCGAUUCUUGUCAGGGUGAUUCGGGUGGACCGCUCACAAUGUCGGUGGAAGGCAGACACGUUUUGAUCGGUUUGGUCUCAUGGGGUAUCGGCUGCGGUCGCGAACAUUUACCCGGUGUAUAUACGAAUAUCCAGAAAUUUGUACCCUGGAUCGAUAAAGUUAUGAGCUAAAUCCAGAAGAAGAGAAAUCUCAGUUCCUUCACAGCUCGGGAGUUAUUUGAAGCUCCUGAAGUAAAAGAAGAAGAGAGAAGAAACUCGCGAGAAUAACGCGCAGUUACCAAAGUCUUAACUCACUUCUUUAAGGACUCUUGUGCUCGAUUGUUCUUGAAGAAUAGGCACUCUCUCGAAGUGCCAAAAAUCAUAAUGUCCGUCUUAUGAAGUUGUAAUAUUGCAACAUAUAUAACGAUUGUUAUAUAUAAGUAUAUCAAAAUGUAACGGUAAAGUUCAAUCAGAAAUUAAUUUCAAUGAUUAUAACGAUUAUAUCGAUAAGAUUUGAGAUAUUGAUUGGUAAAAAUACAAUACAUAGAAAUAUUUAAUGCAUAAUUGUGCGAACAAUUAAGCCGCUUAAGAAAGAAUCUUGUUACUCUGUUUACUCGUAUUGUAACAAUAAUUUAUUAUAACAUUAACUUCUUGAUGAGU
Molecule: messenger RNA, 3033 nt
Organism: Pseudomyrmex gracilis
Lineage: Eukaryota; Metazoa; Arthropoda; Insecta; Hymenoptera; Formicidae
Product: serine proteinase stubble-like
Exons: 8
Coding region: 808-2565 (585 amino acids)
Biological process (GO): proteolysis
Molecular function (GO): serine-type endopeptidase activity
Source: RefSeq, a predicted model, not a curated record